AACUAGGUCACAGGGGCGGUGCGGAGGCAUAGAAUGAAUAGGGUGACCAGGAAGUGCGAACUCAGACUGGAAAGGCGGACGGCAGUAGCAGGCCCAGCUGUUUUCGGGAGGUGACAGGCUGGAACUAACAUCUGGACAUGUGGAACCCUAAUGCUGGGCCUAACCCAUAUCCACCCCAAGCCUUGUGCCCAGGAGUUCCCAAUCCUGCCUGUCCACCACCUAUCAACCCUGCCUUUCCUCCUGGCCCCUGUCCUCCAGGAAUACCCCAGGGAAACCCAGCUUUCCCUCCAUGUCGCCCCCCUUACCCUGUACCACAACCAGGGUGUCCAGGAUACCAACCCUCAGGGCCCCACCCUCCCCCGUACCCACCACCUGCUCCUGGCAUGUGCCCUGUGAAUCCUUUGGCUCCUGGAAUGGUAGGCCCAGGGAUGGUGAUAGACAAGAAGACACGGAAGAAAAUGAAGAAGGCUCAUAAAAAGAUUCACAAACAACACAAGCAUGGAAAGCAUUCCUCCUCUUCCUCCUCCUCCUCCAGCAGUGACUCUGACUGAAUGCAGGGCCUGGACCCUCCUCCCCUCGUCUCACCAGCUCUCCCAUCAAGCUUCAGCUGUCACCUUGUACUGAGGGAGAUUACCCUCUGCUCCCACCCUACUCCUCCCUGUGCCUCCCCUGCUGUUCAGCCCGGCUGUCUAGGGAGAAUGGGAAGAAGAUUGCCAUGGGCUGGCAAAAGCUGCCUGUCCCUGCUUGAUGUCAUAGUUGAUGAGGUCAGCAGGGGAACUGUCUUUUGAAGAUGGUGAGACCUCUGAACUAAAUGGUGAAGACAGUUUUAAGAUCUUCGCCAUGGUGAUCUUUCCGUUUUCUUUUGUAAUGCUUGUGACUGGGGAUUGUGAAAAUUUAUGAUCAAAAACCUGUACUUUUGUAAUGAUGGCACAUUAGGGUGACUGAGUGGCAACUCUGUUCCCAGCAGGCUUUGUAUUGAUUGCAGUAAGUACAGAGCUACUGGGAAGUGGAGUCACUUUACUUGAUGAGCUCUUGGAACUUAGUCUAUUCCUUAGUUAUAUGUUAUCUCAGAUGGCUCUUAUGUCCAAAUAAAAGCUAUUUUCCUGGCCACUG
Cricetulus griseus (Chinese hamster) is the source of this 1113-nucleotide messenger RNA. The record is from RefSeq and is a predicted model, not a curated record. NCBI's taxonomy places the organism in Eukaryota, Metazoa, Chordata, Mammalia, Rodentia, Cricetidae.